Molecule: messenger RNA, 2135 nt
Organism: Pistacia vera
Lineage: Eukaryota; Viridiplantae; Streptophyta; Magnoliopsida; Sapindales; Anacardiaceae
Product: phosphoglucan phosphatase LSF1, chloroplastic
Exons: 10
Coding region: 5-1753 (582 amino acids)
Biological process (GO): protein dephosphorylation; starch catabolic process
Cellular component (GO): starch grain; chloroplast
Molecular function (GO): protein binding; protein tyrosine/serine/threonine phosphatase activity; carbohydrate phosphatase activity
Source: RefSeq, a predicted model, not a curated record
AACAAUGUCGAAUCUGCAACUCUCCGGUUGCAGAACGGCGUCGUUCGUUUCUUCGUUCUAUGAAAGGAGCCUCCUGUUCUCGAUCAAUGGAGUUCCGGGGCAGCUCAGCGUUGGACGAAACUCUGCCAAGGUCGUUCAAUACAGUAAGAACAAACUCGUUAGGGUUUACGCAAUGGCAAGCAAUAAUAACAACUCUAAUUUCAAGAUGAAUUUGAACGAGUACAUGGUGACUUUGGAGAAACCUCUCGGUAUUCGCUUCGCGGUUUCUGUUGAUGGCAAGAUCAUCGUUCAUGCUAUCAAGAAAGGGAGUAAUGCGGAGAGAUCGAGAAUCAUAAUGGUCGGUGAUUCGUUGAAGAAGGCCAGUGAUUCAUCAGGUGGAAGGUUUAUUGAGAUAAACGAAUUAGACGAUACAGAGAAUUUGCUGACGGAGAAGACAGGAUCUUUUAGCCUAGUCCUAGAGAGACCUUUCUCUCCUUUUCCAAUUCAUCAACUGCAAACUGACUUUGAUAUCUUAUUCAAUAAAGGUCGGAUGCCUGUUGCCACUUGGAAUAAAACUAUUUUGGCCUCAAAUUUGAAAACAACUUCUGAAUGCAGUGGGAACACUGGGUUUGUUGUGUUUUCUUCUAAGUUUCUCACAUCUAAGGGGUGGAAGCUUUUGGAUAAUCAAAAUGGACAUGUUCAAUCUCAGAAGAAUUUUCUUUCUCCACUCAUAAACCAACUUGUUUGUAUUUUUUCUGAAGAAGAGUCUGGAGAUGGAGAAUGGGCUCAUGGGAGCUUCCCACUGGAGGAGUAUAUUAAAGCGCUGGAUCGUUCUAAAGGCGAGCUAUAUUAUAAUCACUCUCUUGGUAUGCGCUACAGUAAGAUUACAGAGCAAAUAUAUGUGGGGUCAUGCAUACAAAUAGAAGCUGAUGUAAAAACUUUGUCUGAUGCGGGGAUCACUGCUGUACUUAAUUUCCAGAGUGGAACCGAAGCAGAAAAUUGGGGGAUUGAUUGUAAAUCUAUCAAUGAGUCAUGUCAAAAAUCCGGUAUCUUAACGAUCAACUACCCCAUAAGGGACUCAGACUCCUUUGAUACAAGGAAGAAACUACCAUUUUGUGUGGGGCUCCUAUUACGCUUGUUAAAAAAGAACCACCAUGUUUUUGUUACUUGUACAACUGGUUUUGAUCGCUCUCCGGCUUGUGUGAUUGCAUAUCUACACUGGAUAACUGAUACUUCCCUUCAUGCUGCUUAUAAUUUUGUCACUGGAUUGCAUGAAUGCAGACCUGACAGACCGGCAAUUGCUUGGGCAACAUGGGAUCUUAUAGCUAUGGUGGAAAGUGGUGCACAUGAUGGACCAGCCACACAUGCUGUGACCUUUGUGUGGAAUGGACAGGAGGGAGAGGAUGUACAGUUGAUUGGAGAUUUUACAGGAAACUGGAAAGAACCAAUCAAAGCGAUCCACAAGGGCGGAUCAAGAUUUGAAGCUGAGGUUAGACUUACUCAGGGAAAGUACUACUAUAAGUUCAUUAUUAAUGGGCAAUGGCGGCAUUCAACAGCUUCACCGAUAGAAAGAGAUGAACGUGGCAAUGUCAACAAUGUAAUCAUGGUUGGUGAUAUUGCCAGCGUGAAGCCUUAUAUGCGAGAACAAAAGAAGGAUGCUAAUGUCGUAAAGGUGAUUGAGAGGCCUUUGACAGAAAGUGAGCGCUUUAUGCUGGCAAAGGCAGCUCGGUGUAUCGCAUUCUCUGUCUGUCCAAUCAGACUAUGUCCUAAGUAGUUGGGUAGUGAUGCUAUCCUCAAGCUAAUAAGUCUCAUGCCAUCUCGGGUGAAAAUUUUCAACAUCCUUUUGUCCAGGCUAAAAUCAUUAAACCAUAAUUCUAAAUCUUCAAGGUAUUCUCGUUGAGACUUAAAAUCAUCUUUGCCAAUUCCUUCUCCAGAAUAAGAUUUAUAGUAAAGGAAAGAUGCAUCUGAAUAUCAGCAUUGCAGUAUAAUUCUUUGCUUUUAGUAAACUUUAUUUCACUUGUCUGUAUAGAACUAGAAGGUGAACUGCUACACAUUCCCGAUUAUGACAUAAGUUUGCCAAUCGGUGUAUAUACAGUAUGUUGCUGGGUUUUGUUCCCAGUAGAAUUUUGUGCUUGAGUAAAUAAUUCUUUAUCAUA